AUGGCCGACGAGCAUCUAGCCAAAGCUGGCUUGUACGUCGACGACUUCAAUCGCCUUCGAUUAAUCGAUCCAGAAAUCGCCGAAGUCAUUCAAGGGGGAAAUGAGAAAGCGAAGGACUUCAACGAGCUUCUCAAAAGUUUCGGGUCGAACACGAAGUCGCUCAUCGAGAGCGUCGAGCAAUUCGCGCGGCUCGUCGAAACCGAAAAAAUUCGAGCGAUGACGACGCGCGGCGCGAACGACGCGUCGACAAUCAGCGCUCACGAUCCAGUCAUUUUGCAGAUGACAAUUCGCGAAUAUACGGUGGAAAGAGACCGAUUGAGGGCCGAACUCGAGGCAGUGAAAUCAAUUGAAAGGGAGCAGCAGGAAUUCAUAGCAAAAUUGAUGGAACAAUAA
Molecule: messenger RNA, 393 nt
Organism: Caenorhabditis bovis
Lineage: Eukaryota; Metazoa; Nematoda; Chromadorea; Rhabditida; Rhabditidae
Source: the annotation of a GenBank genome assembly